AUGGCGUCCACUUCUGCAUCUAGCAGCCAGACGAGCACAGCUGCGAUCAUCGGAGGAGGUCCCGUUGGCUGUCUGGCCGCUCUAGGAUUGGCCGAACGAGGAUUCUCAGUGACAAUGUACGAAAGUCGGAGCGAGGCGGAAGCGCAGGCGCCGUCACUUCGAAGUAUCAACCUUGCCAUCUCUACGCGAGGUCUGGCCGGUCUGAGCAGCGUGAGCGAGUCGCUGGCAAGCGAUGUUCUGGCUCGCGCUGUACCUAUGCGAGGAAGAAUGAUUCAUUCGCAACGAGGAGAACAGCAGAGUCAGAGAUACGGAGCAGAGGGAGAAUGCAUACACUCGGUAGAUAGAGCCCGGUUGAACAGGUUGUUGCUGGAACGAGCGCAAAAGCAUGCAAGAGUGGAGGUGGUGUACGAGCACAAGCUGAGGGGAUUGGACCUGGAUGCGCAACCGGCGCAGCUCACCUUUGCUGGAGCGCCUGGAGCACGCGCGGCAGAUCUGGUGGUCGGAUGCGAUGGCAUGCAUUCGGCUGUGAGGGACAGCGUGGCUCGAGCGACCACUUUGGAUUUCGCGAGGGAAUACAUCGACUCUUUGUACGUCGAGCUAUCCAUGCCAGCAGCCAAGCCGGGCCAAGCGAGCCUGCAAGGAGGUUUCGUCAUCGAUCCACAUCAUCUUCACAUUUGGCCACGGCACAGCUUUAUGCUCAUCGCUCUUCCCAAUCCCGACAAGACCUUUACCUGCACCCUCUUUGCCCCCGCUCACAUCUUUCAGCAUCAUCUCUCCGACCCCACAUCCACCAUUGCCUUUUUUGAGCAACACUUUGCGGAUGCGCUGCCUUUGAUCGGCCGACACGCUAUCGUGAAGGACAUUUUGUCUCGCAAGCCUAGUCCUUUGGCUAGCGUGAAAGCCAAACCCUACCACUACGCCGACAAGGCAAUCUUCAUUGGCGAUGCGGCUCAUGCCAUGCUACCAUUCUACGGACAAGGCUUGAACUGUGGCUUUGAGGAUGUGCGGGUUCUUCUGCAACUCAUAGACAAGCAUUCUUCUCGCCAAACAAAUGGGACCGACGUCCCCCAUAGGACGUCCGAUCCGAAGCGCGCCCUAGGGCCUGCCCUCGCCGAGUACUCCAACACCAGACACGACGACCUGGUGGCGAUCUGCGAGCUGGCGAAGAACAACUACAUAGAAAUGUCAAGCAAGGGUGAGUGGCAGGUGUUUGCUUUGCUUUCCAGGGUCUGCAUCCAGCUAUGACUUUGCGAGAUUCCUUGUUGUUGCUUACCCUAUAUUUGACGCUCUUGUCACACAACAGUCAUUUCGCGGACGUAUCUGCUGCGCAAAGCGUUAGACACGGUGUUGAUGAGUAUUCUGCCUCGAUCAAUAUGGUCAAGCCUAUACUCCAUGGUCACCUUUUCCAAUUUGCCCUACUCACAAGCUAGAGAUAGAGAGAGGAGGCAAGCAAAAGUGGUCGAGGAUGGUGUUGCUGUCCUUGGUGUUGGCACUUUGGCACUUGGCUUGUUUGCGGGAGUCAGGACCUACGAACGGCUAGCGAGGUAA
This is a messenger RNA of Ceraceosorus bombacis, 1548 nucleotides long. Lineage: Eukaryota; Fungi; Basidiomycota; Exobasidiomycetes; Ceraceosorales; Ceraceosoraceae. The record is from the annotation of a GenBank genome assembly.